UGGAGUUAUGCUCUUCACAUUAUCAGUUGAAUUCUCUCCAACAUUUCUUUCUGGAGUACAAAUUUAUACAGAGAAAUAUUCAACUAAUCAUGGUUUCGAAAAGUGGCGUUACGGUCGUGGGUGCAUUCUUUAGCCCGUUUGUGAACCGUGUUCAAAUCGCCUUGAAUCUGAAAUCAGUUGAGUUUGAUUACAUUGAAGAGACAUUGAGUUCCAAGAGUGAUGUUCUUCUCAGAUGCAACCCGAUUUGCAAGACAGUGCCUGUUCUAAUCCACGACGACAAGAGCAUCUGCGAGUCUCUCGUGAUUGUUCAGUACAUCGAUCAAGUCUGGACGGAGAAUGGCUACUGCAUUCUCCCGUCUGAUCCUUAUGAUCGCGCUGUUGCUCGAUUCUGGGCUGCAUUUGUUGAUGACAAGAUGGUUCCAAUGUUAAAGGAGCUCAUAGUUGCCCCAGAAGAGGGGAAGGCGGCAAUCAAAGAGAGAAUAGGGGAAGGAUUGGUGCUUUUGGAAGAGGCGUUUACAAAAAUUAGCGAAGGGAAGGCCUACUUCGGAGGGAAUAAUAUUGGAUACCUUGAUAUUGCUCUCGGAAGCUGCUUGGAAUUUAUAAAGGCUACAGGGAAACUAUGUGGCCUGGAAUUGGUAGAACCAGCAAAAACUCCGAACCUUGUUGGAUGGGCAGCCAGGUUCACGUCGAAUGAGGCUGUUAAGAAUGUCCUUCCAGAGAUCGAUAGGUUUGUAGAAGUUCUCAAGAGGAUUCAGGCCAGGGCCAAAGCGUUUCCAGACAGGAAGUCCUGGCCCUAUUUACCACCGCAAUAGAAGUUUUUUCCUGAACCGGAGAUCAGAAUGGAGGCCUUUCAAACCGUUUUGGAGCGCCUGCCUGGAAUCCGCUAUUUUAAGUUUAAAAAAAAAUAAAAAAUCUGUAGUCUGGUGGUUUGGACCACCUGCAUUGUAUUUGAAUGAGACAUUCCUGAUAUUUUGAUUCUCUCUGGUAAUCUAAAGCAUCUGACUUACUGUUCUUGCCGAUA
Messenger RNA from Daucus carota subsp. sativus, 1021 nucleotides. RefSeq names its product glutathione S-transferase U15-like. NCBI's taxonomy places the organism in Eukaryota, Viridiplantae, Streptophyta, Magnoliopsida, Apiales, Apiaceae. The transcript has 2 exons. The record is from RefSeq and is a predicted model, not a curated record. Gene Ontology annotation, molecular function: glutathione transferase activity. The coding region runs from base 90 to 812 and encodes 240 amino acids. Gene Ontology annotation, cellular component: cytoplasm. Gene Ontology annotation, biological process: glutathione metabolic process.